AUGUGCACAUUGUCAUCUUCCGUGGUACACUUCAUUACAGCGUUUCCAUUUCAAACGGUUCUCCGUGACUCUGUUCUCGCCCAAAUCCAAUCGGCCUUGGAUGAGAAGCUGUCUCAAUCACCCAAGCGUCCGGUGCCCAUUGUACUUCUGUGCCACCGAGGGAAUAAGUCGCGUAUCGCCGCCACCCAGCUGGCAAGCGCCCUUCUCUCGUUUCGCCUUCGUAAUUCCCGGACGCAACUGGACUCCAUGGACACAGAUGCCGUCUUGAUCCCCAGCGACCUAGCAGAGGAGGGGACGGACUUCGUAGUGUGCGAUGUUGCCGGUGGUCUGGCGGCGUGGGCAACAGAGAUCGAUCCGAAUUUUCCCGUGUAUUAA
Dicrocoelium dendriticum is the source of this 375-nucleotide messenger RNA. NCBI's taxonomy places the organism in Eukaryota, Metazoa, Platyhelminthes, Trematoda, Plagiorchiida, Dicrocoeliidae. The record is from the annotation of a GenBank genome assembly.